AUGGAGCGAGAAAACCGUUUGAGACACGAGGAAAAGCAGAUCGAGUGAGUUAAUUAUCAUUAGAGCGCGAUUUCUUUUAGACGGAAAUUUUUUUUUAAAUUUUAUUUUAAUUAGAAAUGAUUCAAUUUUCAGGGAUGAAAAACGUCGAUUGAAUGCCGAAAAGGAUUUGAUCAAGAAGGAGAACCUUACGGAUGUUCUUCCACCGAUCACGAAGAGAUACGAUCCACCAAUCUCAACGUCGCCGAGCGCGACUCCGAGAAGCGGCGCCUAUUCGCAUGUGAAGGUUGUUGUAGAUUCGGACACCUCGCCACGCCAGCAGGCGUUUAUCGAUGAAAUAGUCGGAAGAGGAGGAAAAUUGGCAGUUGUCACUUACGACAGAAGCGGUCAGAAUCCGAAAGAAUUGACUGUUCACAAGGGGGAGUACCUUGAGGUGAGCAGAAAAUAAAAAUGUUAUUUGGAUAGACAAUAAUACCGACUUGUUAUUGCAGGUUCUGUUCGACGAGAGAAAUUGGUGGGAGUGUAAGAACAUGCACCAGCGGGUUGGCUACGUGCCACACACCAUUCUGUCCAUGGUUCCGUUCGAACAGCAGCAAUACGCGGUAAGUUGGCAUUAGAGCACACUACACACCUGGAGCAACUCUAACUUUCAUCUUUACAGUCUCCGAACCACAACAACUCUUCCUCCUCGUACCCUCCGAUGCUGAACAAUGGUCAACAGCACCUUCAGGGCCCAGGUAUGCUCCCCGAAGACGCGCCAUCGUAUGUGAAAGAGCGGCAAGGCAGACGCGGCGAAUUCCGUUACUUUUAAGAGCCGUGAUCCUCGCUUUGAUAUAUAAAUUAUAAACUUUUUUCCAUACCGAACCCGUUUAGUGCCAUUGUAAUUAUGUUAUUCUCUUCCCCUUUCCGCCAAUGCAUGUUCCUGUUCUUCGUACUCAUUUGCUCAACGAAAAUCCCCCUUUCUUCCCUUUCAAGUGUGAUGUUUUUGUGUAAGUUCUUGUCUUUGUUUCAGUUCCUCCUUCCACUCUCUCUCUCUCUCCCUCUUAUUCUCGAUUUAUUCAAAUUAUUAAUUUCAAAAUUCUUCGAAGCAUGACCGAUUCUUCAUUCUCCCAUACACACCCGCUUUGUUCGCUUCGAAAAUUUGAUACCCUAAUUAUCUAAUUCAUAUGUGUGUUUAUUAAUUAAAUAUUUUUAUUUAUAAAUAUAUAUAUAUUUAUAUAUUCAAUCCAAAUUUCUAUACUAGAUGCGAUGCUUAUGAUAUCACAGAAAGAGAGUAAAUUAUUUGAAUUCUUACCUUUGUUUGUGACACGUCAUCAAUACACACACGAAACGGCGCUUCGGCGAACCGAAAGAGAGCGUCUUGAUAUUCCAGUCAUACUAACCGUGCUCGUACUAACACUCUUACAGUUAACCUCUAUCAACGUCCGCCUCAGCUGGUUUCGGACGCCGGAGUGCAAGUGGAGAUCCGUCAGGAGCACGUCGCCCCGCCACCGCUACCCAUAAUCAUCCCGCCGCCACCACCACAGCAGGCGCCGACUCUCGCCGAAAUGCUCAAAGUUCAAAGUGAGAAGAAGGUGCGUGCAAUUGUAGUUGAGCUGAUAAAUAAAAUAGUGAAACAAUUUUGAAGAGAAGCGCCCAAGUCCAAGAAGUUUUGUAUCAACCACAACCUCGUCCAGGAUUGGAGGUUCAGAGAAGAACGCAGCGUAGGCAUACAUUUUGUUUAAUUCCAUUAAAGGGCCAUUCAGACCCUCAACUGGUCGAAGAUUUGACUAAUACACUUGGAAAGAACGCGGGCGAGAUUCUGAGACCGUCGGGAAACAGAAGUAGUCGAGUAGCGAUCAAUGAAAAGUCUUCUCCGGAAGACGUGACUCGUUGGCUUCAGGAGAAAGGAUUCUCACCGAGAGUUAUUGAACUUUUGGAUGGUCAAGACGGUGCGAACCUUUUCUCCCUUUCCAAACUCCACCUUCAGCAAGCUUGCGGCCGUGACGAGGGAGGCUAUCUUUACAGUCAAUUGUUGGUUCAGAAGAAGAGAAGUGGAGUAAGUGACCUAGCUUCUGCUCUUUUAAUCUUUUUGAGUUUCAGUUCCGAACGCACACUGGCGACGAGCUGAAAGCGAUUCUGAAUCACCGACGAACACACGUGGAACUUUCGAAUGAGGCGCCGGCCGACGAGCCCGUCUUCACUAUUAACCCCAUUCAUUAG
Molecule: messenger RNA, 2199 nt
Organism: Caenorhabditis sp. 36 PRJEB53466
Lineage: Eukaryota; Metazoa; Nematoda; Chromadorea; Rhabditida; Rhabditidae
Source: the annotation of a GenBank genome assembly